This is a messenger RNA of Cladophialophora yegresii CBS 114405, 1620 nucleotides long. RefSeq lists its product as uncharacterized. The transcript has 2 exons. Gene Ontology annotation, biological process: proteolysis. The record is from RefSeq and is a predicted model, not a curated record. Gene Ontology annotation, molecular function: dipeptidyl-peptidase activity; serine-type exopeptidase activity. Bases 1 to 1620 code for a protein of 539 amino acids. Lineage: Eukaryota; Fungi; Ascomycota; Eurotiomycetes; Chaetothyriales; Herpotrichiellaceae.
AUGAAGGGCUUGCUUACAUUUCUGGCCGCCGCCAGCUGUGUGGUGGUUCAGGCAGCAAACUUGGCACCCGCUCCUCUGAGACUGCUGGCUCGACAGGCCGAAGAUGUUGACCCAACAGAGCUCUACCCAGCCCAUUAUCUUGACGUCCCUGUGGACCAUUUUCACAAUGCGUCACGGUACGAGCCUCACUCGAACAAGACUUUCAAGCUCCGGUACUAUUUCGACGCGACAUACUACAAGCCUGGAGGUCCUGUCAUAGUCCUGCAGAGUGGCGAGACCGACGCCAGCACGCGCUUGCCGUAUCUCCAGAAGGGAAUCGUCUACCAGCUCGCAUCAGCAUUGAACGGCAUUGGAGUCAUCCUUGAACACAGAUACUAUGGAAAAAGCUUCCCCACCCCAGAUCUAUCGACUAAGAAUCUGCGCUUCUUAUCAACGGACCAGGCUGUGGCCGAUCAAGCGUACUUUGCCUCGAACAUCGUCUUUCCGGGGCUGGAAGAUCAGAACUUGACCGCGCCUGGUACGGCAUAUCUGGCUUACGGUGGCUCUUACUCUGGAGGGAUUGUAUCAUUCUUGCGGAAGCUGUAUCCAGACAUCUACUGGGGCGCCAUCUCUUCCUCGGGAGUCACUGAGGCACAAUACGACUAUUGGCAAUACUACGAGCCGAUCCGCCAAUACGGUCCCCCCAAGUGCAUUGCCACUCAGGUGAAACUGAUCAACAUUCUUGACAACAUCCUUGAGAAGAACAAUGCAACGACUGUGGCUCAGCUGAAGCGGGGAUUCGGCAUGCAGGGUCUGACUCACAGUGAUGAUCUGGCGAAUCUCGCAUCAGGUGGAAUCGGCGGGUGGCAGUCUAGGAAUUGGGACCCGGAGGUCAACAGUCCGCAGUUCAGCUCCUACUGCGGCAACAUCUCCUCGAACACCCUGCUGUGGCCAAAGUACGCGUCGAUGAAGGCCGAUGCCACGGCUCUCAUCAAAGCCGGUGGUUGGGGCAAUGAAAGUGCGCAAUUGCUCAUUCCAUUCCUCAACUGGCUUGCUUGGACCAAUAACAGCUACGUCGACUCGUGCGAUGGUACCUUGGACGAGUGCUAUAACAACCAUAAUGCCUCAGCACCGAUGUACACGCUCAAGAACACGACCAACUAUAACUCUCUAUCCUGGGCGUACCAGUACUGUACCGAAUGGGGCUAUAUUCAAGACGGAGCUAGUGUGCCAAAUGACCGCCUUCCGUUGAUCUCUCGUCUCUUGACCGUCAAAUACCUGACCAACGUUUGCCGGCUUGCAUUCAACAUCACCAAGCCACCCAACGUGAACGCAAUCAACAAGUACGGCGGCUUCAACAUCUCUUACCCUCGCUUGGCGACCGUUGGUGGUGAAGCCGACCCUUGGCGUCCGGUCACUACGUUGGCCACGCUGCCCGAACCGGACGUGCUGAACAAGACCAGCACGGCAAGCGAGCCCGUCAUUCUCAUCCAGGGAGCUGUCCAUCAUUGGGAUGAAAACGGGUUGUUCCCGAAUGAGACGACAGCUAAUUUGCCGCCAGCGCCCGUAGUCAGCGCUCAGAGGGCGAUUGUGCAGGCUGCGAAGGGAUGGAUGGCCGAGUGGAACGCGACCAUGUCAUAA